Messenger RNA from Schistocerca cancellata (South American locust), 509 nucleotides. RefSeq names its product trypsin-7-like. Bases 1 to 480 code for a protein of 159 amino acids. The record is from RefSeq and is a predicted model, not a curated record. Gene Ontology annotation, biological process: proteolysis. Lineage: Eukaryota; Metazoa; Arthropoda; Insecta; Orthoptera; Acrididae. The transcript is spliced from 5 exons. Gene Ontology annotation, molecular function: serine-type endopeptidase activity.
AUGCUCUUCCAACAGAGCAAGCACAGCAUAUUUACUUUAAAGAAUCCACUCACAGUACUGAAGAAUGUCAUCACUGCUCCUGUUGCUUCUUGCACAGCUGCACCUCCAGGGCAGAGUGACUCAAGAGUUGUGAACGGAACAGAAGCGGGAGAUAACGAGUUUCCUUUCAUGGCUCAAUAUGUUCGUUAUGGUGUACCCGAAUGCAGCGCUACAAUCAUCAACGAAUACUGGGUCAUGACUGCUGGUCACUGUGUGGAUGGGAAGGAGAUCCGCGUGUCCGAUGUUCGAGCCGGUACCAACAGUGUGAGAAAUGAUAGUGGUGUACUCAUCCACGUCAGCGAAUUCGUCUUCCACGAUAAUUACCAUUACGACUACAUAAACGAUGUAGCUCUGAUUAAGCUGGUGCAGCCUCUCACCUUCGGACCCACAGUACAGCCCGUCCCUCUACCGGAACAGGGUAGACUGCUGGCGGGACCAUAGCUACUGUGGUCGGAUGGGGAGCUACAGAG